Messenger RNA from Chilo suppressalis (striped riceborer), 19706 nucleotides. Lineage: Eukaryota; Metazoa; Arthropoda; Insecta; Lepidoptera; Crambidae. The record is from the annotation of a GenBank genome assembly.
UGCUCGCUUCUUGUGGCCCGCACCUGCCACUUUUGCAUAAAAUAAUUAAUCGCUAACUGUUUAUACUGCCUGUAACAACCUUCUCCACUAGUUUGUCGCUGACCAACAAGAGCUAUCAAAGAUAAUACUCUCUCAGCGGUACUGACUCAGCGAUAGCCGCUUAUUUCAAAACGCGCGUGCGUGUUAUUUUGCUCUGGAUUUUCUCCGCGAGCGAGUGGCGCGUGUAAUCUCCCAUCGUCCUCACACACUCGCUCAUAGUCCAACGAUAAAACUAUCGGAACUAGGUACACACUCGUUUCCCGCUACUCGCCAACUUGUUUCUAGUUUCUAGCUUCAAUCGCUUCUCGUUCAUUCGUCAGCGGUGUGACAAUUGCCUAGCUUUUGCCACUUGCACUGUAGCAAAUUGUUGAAUAUUUUCGGUUACAACGACAGUAUGAUUUGAAUAUCAUUACCUAUUUAUGUGUAAAUAAAUGGUGUGAACAUGAAGAUAUUGUAAAAUUGUUGUUAUUAAUUUUAAUGUAUUUAUUAUUCACAGGUCUGAUCAGUAAGUUAAUGGGAAUGGUAAAUAAAGUUUUUUUGUUACGAUAAAGUUUUUUUGUUUGGCGUACCUUAGGUACGCCUACAUACUCAACGGAAUUAUUUGGUCUAAAGAUCCUAAUUGGAAAGGGAGAACCUACUUGCCAACUUAAAAAAUAUGAUGCUAAUGAAAACCUAAGAAACUAUUUCGAUCAUAUUUAUAGAAAAAAAACUUUGUCUCGUAUUUUCUUAAUAAAUAAAAAUCUGUCUGAACUUUAUUUAACAGCGCUAUCUAGUAAGAAACUGUUGAACUAUUUUUCCUAAGACACUUAUUUAAAAAGUAAUACCUACCACAGUUUAUGAUUAUAGGUUGUGAUCAUACAAUUAUUUUUUGGAAACAGGCAUUGCUACUUUCAACAUGUUAAAAACUCCAAAAAGUGUUCAUGUGCGUGUGUAAAGUCUUGCCUUGCUUUUUACGAACAAGCAACAUUAAUUUUGGGCGUUCUAUUAUUUUGAAAGCCAAUUUAGGUGAGAUCAAAGAGAGAUAUCAUCAGAGAAAGACACAAAAAAUCAAAGGCAGCCACGAGUUGCACUUACUCGCGAAGACUGCGAGAAUUCCACGCGGUAGGGUAAUUUACUUUCUAUGGAGAAAGCGUUGAAGCCAAUAAAUUGUGGUUGUGAACCAUUAAAGUCCUUAAAUAGGUUAGAACCUAAUCUUUAACUUUAAUAAUACAAAAAAUAUAUAAACACGCCGAGCUAGCCUUUUUUCAUUAUGCGUAAAUUAUAACCGCGACCUUUCUGUUUCCAGUUCAAAGAUUUAAAGAUUGUUUGUUGUCAUGUAAACAUGUAUGGCAAUUUUUAAAUGUUUUUUAAGGUAUUGUGUGCUAGAACUGUUUUCCUUUUGCGAGUUAUCAGUAUCUAUUGGCUUACGAACAAUGAAAGAAUAUAUAAAUUAACAACUUUUGUUUGUUUAACCUCGAGUAUUUUGUACUCAUGACAAAUUUAACAACGAUCAGGCCAUGGAUCAGGCAGGCUCAGGCAGAAACAACAUUCUGUAGUAUAGUUUGACGUAAGCAGUAAAGCAGUUACUUUUUAAACUUUAGUUUUAUCUCGCUCACGCAUCAGUUAAAUGGUAGAUUUGAGCGAAUCAGCAUUAUCGUACGAGUAUCGUAUGAUGUAGAAGACUCUUUACACGCAACGAUUUUCCUGCAUUUUUUGAUUAAUUUAAAUAGGAAAGGAGCGAUGUUGUUUGCGAAUAGUGAUGGUAGUCCGGUGAAAAGUGAUAGUCCGGUAUGAAAGACUAUACUCAAAUUGAAAAAUUUCUCAAGACAUUGUUGAUACUUACUUUUUUUGUUAUAGGCAACGAUAUUAAAUACCCUGUAUACAACAACACGAACGAAAUCGUGGCCAAAACCUGUACAAUCCACGCAGCUCCGUAAGAUGAUUGCGUUGACAAAAACAAUAUAAGGCAUUAUUUAAACAUUUAAAGUCACCUUUAAUGCAUAUAGUAUAACGUCUUAAUUAAAACGCAUGCGUCAAAGAGUUAUGACAGUUUGAAAUGCAAGCUCGUAAAAUUUUACGACUUAUUGCUAUAUGCGGAAGAAUAUAGACCUUAUUUCUUUGAUUUUACGCGCCCGAGCCCGAUCCACGGGGGGGAGGUGGGGGGUGAGCAGGGCAUAUGCCCAGAGCGGCGGCAAAAUUGACAUAGGGUCAACCGUAAAGUAAGUUACUAAAGAGCGUCGAAAAUCUUUGACCAGAACGGCCAAAUUUCUAGAUCGGGCCCUGCUACGCGCAAUUCUGAAUGUGCUGUUAGCAAUAAAUCAAAUACGGACCGCGAAGAAAAGAGACGGCUAUAUAACGAAAUAUCAGAUUAUAUUAAAAUUAACGAACAUUGAUUAGAUAGCUGUCGAAAAAACGACACUUUACUUACUAUAAGUAUUUUUCGCAUUUUUUCACGGAGCUAUGCGGCACUUGACUUUUCAACGGUUCGGGCAUGCCUGUGAUCCAAGAGUGCUAGAGUAGAGUCCAAGCACUUCUUGAUUGAGACACAUUUUUGCGCACGUCUUGUAUCUAGGGUAUUUAAUUUUAAUAUCGUUGGUUACAGUCCUCCAAAGUCCUCAUAAGUAAUUUUACUAAUAAUUUCAGUGAAAUUUAGUAAAUAAACUCACUAAUUCUAUUUUUAUGAUGACCAGUGCGUAGAUAUGAGAGUUCAUAUUUAAAAUAGGUACAUAUUAGCAAAACACUUAAAAAAACUUACAGAAAAAUAAUGUAUUAUAGUUAUGGUACUUACCUAUACAGUUUUGUAUAUUAUUGUAUAAUAUGUAGAUGUAGUAGGCCAAUAAAUAACUGUUUCUAAAAAAUCCGGUGUUUUUCUUAUUUAACGUGAGAGCGAAGGAAUAAGUAUCAUCGUAUACUGUUGGAUAAACAAAAAAAUUCACAUCUUAAAGUACCUAAGAACACAGUAUCCAAAUAUUGUUUAGUUAAUUAAAAGUAACAAUGAUUAUUGUUAAAAUUAUUCAUAAAUCACGAUAUCGUAUGGUGUAAACAUGUCCAAAUCAUUCAAUUUACUCGUUUUUGUCCGAAUCUCUCUCAACGCUUAAAUGAUUUCAGAAAUAAAUUCUGCUUUAAGAUGAGGAGAAGUUCAUCAUAAAUUAUUCAAUUACCAUACAUAGAUAUACUUUCCUACCUAAUUUUAUUGUGAUAUACCUGUAAUAUAUCGUAUUUUAUAUUAUUGAUUUAAUUGGUAGGUAUAGUAUGAAAUGGAGAUACUGCUGGCAAAUUCAAUUAAAAGUUUAAAGAUAAAUAAGAACACACAACAAAGCAAGUGAACAUUAUAGAGAGUGGAAAGGUUACUUUGCUAUUUGAAAAUACAUUUUGUGGGAGCAAAUCGUAUUUAUCAUUAACAGACAGUGCAGUCAGCCAUAACAAUAAAGCGACAAACAAUAAUUAUGAUUUUGAAAAUAAUCUUACAUUACGAAUUGAUAAUAUAAAAUGAAAUUGAUUCAAAAUUAUGUAUGGCAAAACGGAUAAAGUAUUAUCGCGAAGGUGAUUCAUUAUUUAAAUAUUCAUUCACAUUACCCGUAGAUAAUAACAACGAUUCGGACCGUAGCAUUGGUCAAUGACUUUACAAUACGUCAAAUGAAAUGUCAAAGUCUUGCUCUAAAAUAAAAAAAUACGAAAUGAAAACAAAUAGGCAAGAAAAAAUUAUUUACUAUUAAAUUUGAACGCUAUAAUCUUUAUCUAUAUGUGAGAGUAAAGUUAAUGUUCUUUUAAAAGUGAUUAUAAAAUGUAUCCCGCAAUGAGCGGUUUGUAUUCCGAAGGUCCUUACAGGCCUUCUAUGUCCCAGGGUACAGUGAUUCAUAGCCAAAGGUUUCAAGAGAAAGACUUCACCAUUGCUACACCUGAAGAGUUUGUGAGAAGAUUCCAAGGCACCAGGCCAAUUAAUAAGGUUCUAAUCGCGAAUAACGGCAUAGGUGCUGUGAAAUGCAUGCGGUCGAUCCGGAGAUGGUCUUACGAAAUGUUCAAGAACGAGAGAGCAGUUCGCUUCGUGGUCAUGGUGACUCCAGAAGACUUGAAGGCCAACGCGGAGUACAUCAAAAUGGCUGACCACUACGUGCCAGUUCCAGGGGGGUCGAAUAACAACAAUUAUGCCAACGUUGAGCUGAUCGUGGACAUUGCUGUCAGAACUCAAGUUCAGGCCGUAUGGGCAGGUUGGGGCCACGCCUCCGAGAACCCUAAACUACCAGAGUUGCUGCAUCGCGCCGGUGUAGUGUUUAUCGGGCCCCCUGAGAAAGCAAUGUGGGCUUUAGGCGACAAAAUCGCUUCGUCCAUAGUGGCACAGACUGCAGAAAUACCUACGCUGCCGUGGAGUGGAAGUGAUCUUACUGCCGAGUAUAACAGUAAGAAGAUAAAGAUUUCUUCAGAGCUCUUCGCUAAGGGAUGUGUUUCUACACCAGAACAAGGGUUGCAGGCUGCGCAGAAAAUAGGUUUCCCUGUCAUGAUCAAGGCUUCCGAAGGUGGCGGUGGCAAGGGUAUCAGGAAGGUGGAAAACCCCGAUGACUUCAGCAACAUGUUUCGACAGGUACAAGCUGAAGUGCCCGGAUCACCGAUAUUUGUCAUGAAGUUGGCAAAAUCAGCCCGCCAUUUGGAAGUACAACUCUUGGCUGAUCAGUAUGGUAAUGCCAUAUCUCUAUUCGGCCGCGACUGCUCCAUUCAAAGGCGGCAUCAGAAGAUCAUUGAGGAGGCACCCGCCGCUAUAGCUAAGCCCGAAGUCUUUAUAGAAAUGGAAAAGGCGGCUGUCCGUCUAGCAAAAAUGGUCGGCUACGUUAGCGCCGGCACGGUGGAAUACCUCUACGACCCAGCCACUAACUCGUACUUCUUUCUGGAAUUGAACCCGAGACUGCAGGUGGAGCACCCUUGCACGGAGAUGGUCGCCGAUGUAAAUCUACCCGCUGCGCAGUUGCAGAUAGCAAUGGGCCUCCCCCUCUACCAUAUAAAGGACAUCCGUCUCUUGUACGGGGAAUCCCCGUGGGGCAUGACAGCCAUAGACUUGGACACGCCCAAACAACGCCCUUCACCAUGGGGCCACGUCAUAGCAGCUAGGAUCACUUCUGAGAACCCUGACGAAGGUUUCAAACCAUCCUCGGGUACCGUUCAAGAGCUGAACUUCCGUUCUUCCAAAAACGUCUGGGGCUAUUUCAGCGUGGCAGCUUCCGGUGGUCUGCAUGAGUUCGCAGACUCUCAGUUCGGCCAUUGUUUCUCAUGGGGCGAGACUAGAGAGCAGGCGAGAGAGAACUUGGUGAUAGCUCUAAAAGAGUUAAGCAUUAGGGGCGACUUCAGAACUACAGUUGAAUACUUGAUCACUCUACUGGAGACUGGUGCUUUCCAGGACAACAAUAUUGACACCAGUUGGUUGGACGCGCUUAUAGCUGAGAGGGUGCAAUCUGAGAAGCCCGACAUAAUGCUCGGUGUGGCAUGCGGUUCGAUCCUCAUAGCUGAUAGCAUCAUCACUGCCCACUUUCAAGAGUUCAAGAGCGCCUUGGAAAAGGGUCAAAUCCAAGGCUCGGGACAGUUAUCCAACUGCGUAGACGUCGAGUUAAUACACAGCGGACACAAAUACAAGGUUCAAGCGACGAAAUCUGGUCCGACCUCUUACUUUUUGAACAUGAAUGGCAGCUUCAAGGAGUUGGAAGUCCACAAACUUACGGACGGAGGCACUCUUCUAUCAGUAGACGGAGCUUCGUACACAACAUACUUGAAAGAAGAGGUAGACAAAUAUCGCAUAGUGAUCGGAAAUCAAACUGUAGUCUUUGAGAAGGAGAAAGACCCGUCUAAACUGAGAGCGCCAUCUGCCGGGAAACUGAUCAAUACUUUAGUGGAAGAUGGCGGCCAUGUUGAUAAGGGACAACCUUACGCUGAGAUCGAGGUGAUGAAAAUGGUGAUGACUCUAUCAGCGCCAGAAUCCGGUAAGGUGACGUGGAACUUGAGACCGGGGGCUGUACUCGAUGUUGGGUCUCUUAUGGGCACGCUUGAAUUGGAUGACCCCUCAUUAGUGACUACUGCGCAACCGUACAAAGGCCAAUUUCCGAUGGACGACGCUCAAGUCGUGUCUGAUAAGCUCAACCAUGCCCAUAAUAAGUAUAGGGCGAUAUUGGAGAAUACUUUGGCUGGUUAUUGCUUACCGGAGCCCUACAAUACGCCGAGACUUCGCGAAGUCGUCGAGAAGUUCAUGCAGAGCCUCCGAGAUCCUUCGCUACCUUUACUGGAACUACAAGAGGUCUUGUCAUCAACCUCUGGUCGCAUCCCCGUCGCAGUGGAGAAGAAAGUACGCAAAUUGAUGGGUUUAUACGAAAGGAACAUUACUUCAGUGCUAGCCCAGUUCCCGAGCCAGCAGAUAGCCAGCGUUAUAGACCACCACGCAGCCUCGCUUGCGAAGAGAUCCGACAGAGACGUGUUUUUCAUGAGCACCCAAGCCUUAGUCGUGUUGGUGCAAAGAUAUAGAAAUGGUAUACGCGGUCGUAUGAAGGCAGCAGUGCAUGACUUACUCAAACAAUACUACCAAGUGGAGAGUCACUUCCAACUGGGUUCUUACGACAAAAACGUGGUCGCACUCCGCGAUCGCUACAAAGACGACAUGCAAGCUGUAGCCAACGUCAUAUUCUCUCACAACCAAGUCGCCAAGAAGAAUCUACUGGUGACCCUCCUAAUAGACCACUUAUGGUCCAACGAGCCCGGUCUAACGGACGAAUUGGCAGCGACACUGAAUGAACUAACUUCACUGCAUAGAGCCGAGCAUAGCCGAGUAGCAUUGAGGGCUAGACAGGUGUUAAUAGCAGCCCAUCAACCCGCCUAUGAACUGCGUCACAACCAAAUGGAAUCCAUAUUCCUAUCAGCAGUCGACAUGUACGGACAUGACUUCCAUCCAGAGAACCUUCAGAAGCUUAUAUUGUCUGAGACUUCUAUAUUUGAUAUAUUGCACGACUUUUUCUACCAUACUAAUGCAGCGGUUUGCAACGCAGCUUUGGAAGUCUACGUACGCCGAGCGUAUACGUCGUACGAGAUACAAUGUUUGCAACACUUAGCUCUGUCUGGCGAAUUGGGUGUGGUGCAUUUCCAAUUCGUUUUACCCACUGGACAUCCUAACAGGAUUCCGAUCAGCCAAACGGAGAUCGAGUUAUCCGCCGCUGAGGAUCAAGAGGGCAUACCUGCGGAACUUUGUACAGCAGCAAUGAGAAAAUGUCACCACAGAACUGGUGCAUUAGCAGCCUUUGAUAGCUUCGAUCAAUUCGUUCAAUAUGCCGACGAAUUACUUGACUUAGUCCACGACUUUGCGAGUACAGCAACAGUAAGGAGGGAGGACCUUCAAGCCCUGCAAGAGGGUAGCGAAAGUCGUGAUAGCACCAGCAUCAAUGUGGGAAUGGACUAUAACAAGAUACCUGAUGGGGAAGAUCUGCCCUUGGAACCGAUUCAUAUUCUUAUGAUCGGAGUUCGAGAUACUGGCGAAAGUGACGACAGCGUUGUAGCGAGACGGUUCGGAAACUUCUGCCGUGCUCAUCGCCACGAGCUGCAUCAGAAACGGGUCAGGAGGAUCACUUUCAUGUCGCUAAUCAAACGUCAAUUCCCCAAAUUCUUCACGUACCGAGCUAGGAAUGACUUCAUCGAAGACACUAUAUAUCGACACCUGGAACCUGCCUCGGCCUUCCAGUUGGAAUUGUACAGAAUGAGGAGUUAUGAGUUAGAAGCACUGCCCACUAGCAAUCAGAAGAUGCACCUGUAUUUGGGGAAAGCUAAGGUGAAGAAAGGUCAAGAGGUGACAGAUUACAGAUUCUUCAUUCGUUCCAUCAUCAGGCACCAAGACCUCAUCACCAAGGAAGCCAGUUUUGAAUACCUGCAAAAUGAGGGUGAAAGGGUGUUGUUGGAAGCUAUGGACGAGUUGGAAGUGGCAUUUUCACAUCCUCUCGCCAAGAGAACGGAUUGCAACCACAUAUUCUUGAACUUCGGACCCACAGUCAUCAUGGACCCUGCUAAGAUCGAAGAAUCUGUGUUGGGUAUGGUGAGACGAUACGGCCCCAGAUUGUGGAAAUUGAGGGUUUUACAAGCAGAGAUCAGAUUCACACUCAGGACUGGACCGGGAGCGCCGACCAAAAGCGUCAGAUUGUGCUUGUCCAAUGGCUCUGGGUAUUCCCUGGACAUCUACACGUACGAAGAGGUGUCAGACCCUAGGAUCGGAGUGAUUAUGUUCCAAUCGUACGGCGCUAGACAAGGACCGAUGCACGGCCUUCCCAUUUCCACACCUUACGUCACCAAAGACUAUUUACAACAAAAGAGAUUUUUGGCGACAUCACAAGGUACGACUUACGUCUACGAUAUUCCUGACAUGUUCAGACAAGUCACUGAGAGGAGAUGGAGGGAGUGCAUUGAAGAAGGCACCAUUGACGGCCCAGUUCCGGACACGGUGAUGAUGUCCGUAGAAUUAGUGGUAGAACCGGACGGAGAGAGGAGAGUAGUGGAAGUUACUAGACUGCCCGGACAAAAUACCGUGGGUAUGGUUGCAUGGCGUCUUACCCUCUUCACCCCCGAGUGUCCUGACGGCAGGGAUAUUAUCCUGAUAGCCAACGACCUAACCCAUUAUAUGGGGUCUUUUGGACCCCAAGAAGAUUGGCUGUUUUACAAGGCUUCACAGUACGCGAGAGAAUUGAAGAUACCAAGACUAUACAUAAGUGUUAACUCCGGCGCUCGUAUUGGCGUAGCAGAAGAAGUUAAAUCCGAGUUCAACGUAGCCUGGGUCGAUGCCGAACGACCGGACAGAGGCUUCAAAUAUCUAUAUCUAACGCCCGAAGCUUAUUCCAAGCUUGGAGCAUUGGGAUCUGUGAAAACCCAGCUCAUUGAAGAUGAAGGGGAAUCGAGAUAUAAGAUCACGGAUAUUAUCGGCAAAGAAGAUGGCCUAGGCGUGGAAUGUCUGCGCGACGCCGGUCUUAUUGCAGGCGAGACUGCUCAGGCUUACGAAGACAUAGUCACUAUAUCUAUUGUCACUUGCAGAGCUAUCGGUAUCGGAUCAUACGUCGUCAGACUCGGCCACCGCGUGAUCCAAGUGGAAUCCUCCUACAUAAUCCUAACCGGCCACGCGGCGCUGAACAAAGUGCUAGGUCGUUCUGUGUACGCCAGCAACAAUCAGUUGGGCGGCACCUCCAUCAUGCAUCACAACGGUGUCAGCCACGCCACCGCCGCCGGAGACCUCGAUGCAGUCGCGCGCGCGCUAUCCUGGCUCGCUUUCGUGCCCAAGGAUAAAUUAAGCAUGGUGCCCAUAAUGCGGCCCGCAGACCCCAUAGACAGGCAGGUCGAAUGGGUUCCACCUCGGGCAGCCCACGACCCUCGUCUGAUGCUGACUGGAGACGGAGUUAGAGGCGGAUUCUUCGACCAUGGAUCUUUCGAUGAGAUCAUGAAGCCGUGGGCGCAAACUGUGAUCACUGGUCGAGCUCGUCUAGGCGGUGUUCCAGUCGGGGUGAUAGCUGUCGAAACUAGAACGGUGGAGAUCACUCUCCCCGCCGACCCCGCCAAUCUGGACUCGGAGGCUAAGACGAUACAGCAAGCGGGACAGGUAUGGUUCCCAGACUCCGCUUACAAGACCGCUCAGGCCAUCAACGAUUUCUCACGAGAGAAUCUUCCCAUCAUCAUAUUCGCCAAUUGGAGAGGCUUCAGCGGUGGACAGAAAGACAUGUACGAGCAGAUCCUGAAGUUCGGCGCGGAGAUAGUGCGCGCGUUACGCGGCGCCACGGCGCCUGUCAUCGUGUACAUCCCGCCCGGGGCCGAGCUCAGGGGGGGGGCCUGGGCGGUCGUCGACCCCUCCGUCAACUCGCUGAGGAUGGAGAUGUACGCGGACCCGGAGGCUAGGGGUGGUGUGUUAGAAGCGGAAGGCAUCGUUGAGGUUAAAUACAAGCAGCGAGACAUACUGAAGACCAUGCACAGGAUGGACCCUGAACUAUUGAGGCUGGGCGCUAGGAUAACAGAAAUCAAAGACCAAAUCAAGGAAAUAUCUAAGAAUCUCGACCGUCGUGGCUCCAUAGAUGAUGUACUCGUCAAAACGGAUGCCGGCAGGCAAGCUGAAAGUAAAGUGCGGGAACUAGAAACCGAAUUGCUGGCUGCCGAGAAAUCUGUCAAAGCUCGCGAGAAGGAAUUGAGCCCUAUCUACCACGAAAUAGCGGUGCAAUUCGCGGAACUGCACGACACGGCCGAGAGAAUGCUCGAGAAGGGGUGCAUAUUCGACAUAAUCCCGUGGCGGAACUCUCGCCGCCUCCUAUACUGGCGUAUACGAAGACUAUUACGUCAGAACUGGCAAGAGAAGAGAGUGCAGCAAUCCGGUGCAGCUCUGGACCAGGGUGCAGCUGCAGCAACUCUCAGAAGAUGGUUCACGGAAGACAGGGGAGAGCCGCACUCACACCAAUGGGAGCAUGACAACGAAGCCGUAUGCAAAUGGUUCGAAGCUCAAGUGGAAGAUGAAAACUCUGUGCUGGAGAGGAAUCUUAGAGCCAUCAAACAAGAUGCUGUAUUGCAGAGGGUCAACUCUUUGGUAUUGGAAUUAACGCCAGCACAACGAGCUGAAUUCAUUAGGAAUAUAACAAAUCUAGAAAUGGAGCAAUGAUUCUAAAUAAAUAAUUCAUUAGCAACAUUUAAAUUGUAGGGUUGCCAUGCUUACACCGUUUUCACGUGCAAAUUUUACUGCUAGCAACAUUUGCUAUUAGUAACUAAUUUAAAGAAUAACUUAGUCCAUUUUCGAAAGCUCAUUCGAUGUAUCCUCAUAAAAUGAGGUUUAUUUUAUGUUGUUUAAUUUAUAAAUAAAAUUAUUUAUUUUGUAAUCGAAAAAUAUUUACCCGACAUGAGUGUGGAAUGUAUAAAUUAUAUGCAUGUUUACAAAAUUUUUAAUAUAUGCGAAAAUUGGAUAUUUUUCAAAAAUAUUCAAUAACUAAUUUUAGUCAUAUUCUAGUUAGUUUGCGAAAAAAUACUAUAUUUUUUAUUUAUUUUUAUACUGAAAAAAAUCGUAGAUAUAUUUGGAAAUUAUAAUAUGAUAUAUUUAAUCGAUUUAUUGUUACAUUAUUGUAGUAUUUAUCUAUUUAUAAAUAACACUUAUAUACUUACAGAAAAUUGUUCAGUUACAUGCAUACUUCAGUCCUGUCGUCGGUGCGAUGCCGAAUCGACGUGUAUAAGCGCAAGUAGCGAAAAUAAGUGCAUUUUUGUAUAGAGUGCAAGUCGUAAGUGAUGGCGACUGUACUGGUCGUCAACGAGCUGCUUACAUUCAUUCAAAAUAAAAUAGAUAUACUUGACGAAUUGAGUAUCCUUCAAAUUUGUGUGUCAAAUUUCUCGGAAACUGAAAUAGACCAUGGAAAGACGGAGAUAUAUAAAAGUAUUCAGAAUGUGAAGAUACCACUAAGAAGAGGAGAGGAUAAGAAGAAAAAGGAUAUCAAGGAUAUAAUAAAAAUUAUCAAAGAAACUGACCCUUUGGACAUGCCUACGUUUGUGGCAAAAGAUUUAAAUCGAUUACCUCCGGUAUCGUUUGACCACGUUGACGUGACACGAUUAUUAAAAGAUAUCAAUAUACUUAAGACAGAAUUACAAAGCAUGAAAAGUGAAAAUGUAUCAAAAAAUGAACUCGCGCAAUUGGACCAAAAAAUAAGCACUGAGCUGGCGGGACUACGUAAAUCAAUAGAAAAACCAGAUACGUUCAUAAAUAAGAAAAACUUUAUUGUUGAAACUCCGUUAAGUGUUCGAAAUCGCUCGUCGCCUAUGCCAGUACCAGCCGAAGAUGAAACAGGUUCACCCGAACCGGUUCACACGCCGUCGUACCGUGAUAUCGUGUAUAGACCAACGGUGGGGAAACCGCAAUCGAUUAUGAACCGUGUGUCACAGCGAAUAGCCUCGUCGGAUAAUAGCAGCGUGACUUGCAAAGAGACUGAGCGGUGCGCUAAUAAUGUUGUAAAAAUCCCUACCGGUUGCAUACCGCCGCAAAUGACAAAUGAUAAUCUAAACGAUUUUACUACAGUGACGAAUAAGAAAAUCAAAAAACAUCGCAAUAUUCGUGGCACACUGCAAAACUCAACGAAAAUAUUAGUUAGUGAACCGAAUUUAGCGAUUUAUUUAUCCCGUACGCAAAAAAGCACCUCCGUACAAAACAUAAAGGAUCAUAUUCAGGAAAUGAAUGAAACCUGUUUGGAAGUAGAAUUACUGAAGCAGCAUAAUGACGUUAAUUUUAAUUCAUUUAAAAUCACAAUAAGUGCUCACCAACUUCCGAGAUUUUUGGAUAAAGAAUUUUGGCCAUCGGGAUUAGUGUUCCGUCGAUACCGUGAACGUGUGAUACCGCGAAAAUACAGUGAAUUAUAAAAACAAUAAUGGAUAACAACAAUACUAGUAUGUUAACAUUGGCCUCGUUCAACUGUAAAUCUAUUAAGAGGGCGGUAAAUCAUGUACGUGCAAUAUGUAGGGAGGCUGACAUUGUCGCUGUUCAAGAAACAUGGCUUUUACCCCAUGACUUGAAUAUGGUACAUGAAAUUGAUAGUAAUUAUGACUGUAUAGCAACGUCCGCGGUGGACACAGGAACGGGGGUGCUUAGGGGUCGACCGUACGGUGGACUGGCAUUGUUUUGGCGAAAAAACGUUUUUAAUAAUGUAUCUUUAAUUAACUGUAAGUCGGACAGGGUAUUGUGUGUUAAAGUUAGUGUAAAUUCUAAAAAAUUUUUAGUUUUCAAUGUUUAUAUGCCAUGUAAUGAUAUUGAGAACUUGACGGAAUUCACAAACUGCCUUUCAUGUAUAAGUGCAGUGAUUGACGAGCUCGAUAUUGAGGUCUGCUAUAUUAUGGGCGAUUUUAACGCACACCCUGGUACACUAUUUGGCCAGGAAAUGUUAUCGUUUUGCUCGGAAAUGAAAUGGCAGUGUGCAGAUUAUCUUAAACUGGGAAUAAAUUCGGACACGUUUACGUUUACUAGUGAACAAAACGGGAGUAACAGAUGGUUGGACCACUGUCUAACUACAGAGUCAGCGUUUGCCACCGUUGAUGAGGUGUGGGUAAAAAAUGACAUAACGUGGUCAGACCACUACCCAAUGAUGAUGCGACUCAAUAUCGGGUUAGUUUUAAGUAAAGUUCCUUUUAAUAACUGUGAUAAAAAUAAUAAAGAAAAUAGAAUUAUAUGGAAUAAAAGAAAUUUUAAUCAAAUUAAAUUGUAUAGAAAAAUAUGUUAUAGUAACUUAGUAAAAUUAAAAUAUUCUAGUCAUUGUUCGAACUGUAUAAAUAUAUCUUAUGAAAAAAAAUGCACAAAUAUAAUAUAUCAUUAUAGGGAUAUUGAUUCGAUGUAUAAUACUUUUAUAUCAAUUUUACAAAAAGCUGCAAUUUCAAGCUGUCAUUUUCAAAACGAUUCCAGAAAAAAGUGUCGUAAAGUGUUGGGAUGGAACUUUCACGUUAGUGAAAGUCAUAAAAUAGCUAGGCAAUAUUUUAAACAAUGGAUUGAACUAGGAAAACCGAGUAAUGGCAUUGACUACAAUAAUAUGACGCAAAGUAGAAAAUUAUUUAAAAACAAAUUAAAAUGGGCACAGAAUAAUGAAAAUAUAAUAAAAAUGAAUAUAUUGGCAAAUAGUAAAGCCUCAAACAACUUUGUUAAGUUUUGGAAUGGGGUGAAAGCGGCAAAAGGCAAAAAUGUUUUACCAGCCAGUAUAAAUAAUACCAAUGACAAGACGGACAUUGCAAACUUGUUUGCAAAACACUUUAGGGUCGAGCCUUUGGAUGUUGGGGAGAAUGGGGUACCACCAUAUACGAGAUAUAUUCCUACCCAGGGUCGACCAGUCAUAGUUACUCCUGAUGAGGUUUUCCGUAUAGUUCGUAGCAUGAAACACGGAAAAUCACCGGGACACGAUCGUCUGAGCAUAGAACAUAUCCUUAAUGCCAGCACGGAAGUUUUCAGGGUGAUAGCCGAUUUGUUUAAUAUGUGUAUUAAACAUACGUACCUUCCAGCUGAUCUAAUGAAAACUGUGGUGGUCCCUGUCCCCAAGAACAGAACAGGUGAUUUGUCCAGUCCUAAUAAUUACCGUCCGAUAUCGUUAUGUACAAUAGUUGGCAAGAUAUUUGAGAGGAUCUUGCAGCCCGAAUUGGUGAACAAUAUUAAACUAAAUGACGCACAGUUUGGUUUUCGUAGGGGUGUCUCAACUGAUUCUGCCAUAUUAGCGCUCAAGCACACUGUCAGUUAUUAUAACAAGAGAGAAACUACAGUCUAUGCGUGUUUUCUAGAUCUCAGCCGCGCUUUCGAUCUUGUUAAUUAUAAAUUACUCUGGCAUAAACUGACAGAGACCACGGUGUCACCCACGGUUGUGAACCUGUUGAGACACUGGUACGAAAACCAAACUAACAUUGUAAGAUGGGGCGACGCGACAUCUAAUAAGUUUAGAUUAGACUGCGGUGUUCGUCAAGGAGGACUGACGUCACCGGACCUUUUUAACCUGUAUGUCAAUGGAUUGAUCGAGAGACUCAGAGGAGCCAGGGUUGGCUGCCAUGUUGGUAACGUAUGUGUUAACAACCUGAGCUACGCCGACGAUAUGGUUCUUCUGAGUCCCUCGAUUAAUGGACUUCGAAAGCUUCUUUCAAUAUGUGAGUCCUAUGCUGGGGAACAUGGAUUGAAAUAUAAUGUGGCUAAAACAGAAGUCGUUAUUUUUCGGAACGGAAAAGGUCCGGUAAACGUUCCACCGGUGUGGCUGUAUGGUUCGCCAAUUCGGGUUGUAACGAGGUUCAGAUAUCUGGGUCAUAUAUUGAAUGGACAGCUCAACGAUGAGGACGACAUGGAGAGGGAGAGAAGGGCUCUUGCGGUGAGGUGCAAUAUGCUCGCAAGGCGGUUCGGCGGAUGUUCGAGAGACGUCAAGAUAAUGUUGUUUAAGGCGUACUGCCAAACGUUUUAUACAUGUCAUCUUUGGCUGAGAUAUACAAAACGUUUGUUUAAUGUGCUGCGAGUCCAAUAUAAUGACGCCUUUCGCAUCCUGCUCAAAAAACCGCGAUAUUGCAGUGCCAAGGAAAUGUUUGCUGAAGCAAAUGUUCCCGAUUUUUUCUGUAUCCUCAGAUCGCGGUCCGCUUCGUUCUGGGAGAGGCUCCGUGAAAGUGGGAACUCCAUUCUCCGCAACAUCCACGAUGACGUGGACAAUGUCUUCUUUAAACAUUGGAAUAAAUUACAUCGUUUUGGAAAUGACAGUCUGAAAUAAACAUUCAGCAAAUCCUAUGUUGUUUUUUAAGUAAUUUUAUAAUAUACACAGUUUUAUUUUUAAUUUUUAUUAUCAAUUUUGUCAUAUGGGUCUUUUGCCUGAAAUAAAGAAAUUAUUAUUAUUAUUAUUAUUAUUUAAAAUAAUCAUGCAUUUUUUUAUUGAAAUUUGUAAUUUAAUCUUCAUGUCUCCAAAAUCGGGUUUAAAAUCCCAAAUUCAAGUAUUUGUGCUCCUUACGAAAAGUGAAAAGCAGACAUUUUUCAAGUCAUGCAUAUAACCUGUCCUAAUUAUAUGUAUAUCGAUAAAUUAUAAAUAUUUUUAUCAUUCAUGUGAUUUUCGUUUCGUUGAUAUAAUAUUGGUUUUCAUUGUACCAUGAUAAUUUUGCAGUAACAUAAACUAAUCAAAGACUUGAUAAAAUCCUCUUUGAAUUAUGAUUAUAAUCUACAGAGAAUUUGAGGCUAUAAUUUUGAAUUGAAUCAUCAACUUUACUUAGCAUAAAAUAUUCAGUGGAUUUCAUAUAUUACAACCUUGCUUGUAGCGACCAUUUACCUAUAGCGACGUUAAAUCUAAGUACAAUGUCCCUUGAAUUAAAAGCAUACUUUAGUACAAAAUUCAUGUGGCUAUAGCGACUUCAGAUGUAACGCCGAGUUCGGGUGUAGCGACUGUUUUCAAUGAAUCAUUUGUAAGAAAUUCCGAGAAAUCCCUUGAGAUUUUGUGACCGGAGUCGGCCGCCAAAGACACAAAGAUAUCUUUCUUUCACAAACAUUUCUUAUAUUUUGUUUACAUCCACACAGAUGGCCAGCAAGUGUGGAGACCUUUUGUUUAUAGAUAUCAGCUAAGCAGGUAGGGAAUCGUGUACGUUAUAGAGUUAAAUUUAUGGUUCAGUUACGAAGUUAUAUUCUGAGUUGCAACUGGGGUUAGUAAAGUUUUGAAUAAGUAUGGCUGCUAGACGCACAUUCACUGUUGAAAAAAGUCGGAAAUCAUUUAUAAAUGAAUAUAACUAUACAAGUGUAAUGUGCCUGUAUCUCUUUACCUCUGUCUGUAACCACUUCCGGAUAUAACGACAAAAAUAGAGUGGUCCCUUCAACGUCGUUAUACCCGAAAUCCACUGUAGUUUCUUUUUGUGUGCAUCUAUAUAGAAGUCAUCAGUUUUAUAAAAUUGUUCACAUAAGGUUUAUAUGUAAAAUAUAAGACCGAGAAAUAAAUUAGGAUAACUAGUUUAGUCCAAGUACUGUUUAUAAUUAAAAACAAUUUUUACAUUCCAAAUCAUAUAAUUAAAAUACCCUUUGUUUUGUGAAUUUGAUUUAAGUAUGGUAUAUGUAUAAAAUUGUCACAGCUUUUAUAUAAUAUUAUUUAUUCAUAUAUAACUAACAAUACUCCCGGACACAUCUAUCGGCUUACUUAAGUUUCAACGGUCUAUAGCAAAAAUAUAUUUUAGGUUGACAAUGAUGUCGAUUCUGGCAUGAUUCUCUAAACCUAAACUUAAAUUUGACAACAGUGCAUCCUUGUCCUUCUCUAUACAGAAUGAAAAGGUGAGACUGACCUUUAAUUUAGUUUUAAGUUUAGAGAUGCACGCCAGAAUUGACACCAAUGAUAACAUAUUUAAAAAAAUAACGUGUGUGCUUAUGACCACACGACUGAAGUGAAACUUCUUUAGCUCCAUCUGUAUGUAUAUAUAUGUGUGUGUGUACAAUACAUACAUGUAUGUACAUAUACAUAUUUCAUUUAAUAGCUAUAAGAGAAAAAGAGAAAGAAAAUGUGUGCACGCACUGCUUUCUCUUGCUCAUUUCUCCCACUCAACUCCCGUUCGCCUCUCCCGAACACACUUUUCGUAACGCGUAACGCAUUCGCUUACCCCCCCCCCCCUCCCCCCCAGUCAAGCGUGCGUAAAGAAAUUUCACUUCAUCAAUCACGAAAUAAAUGGUUAAUAAAUCAGCAUCAAAAACUUUUCGCUCAAUGUAACCGUAUGUAGCUAGGGACCGUCAAGUUAAAACUAAAAAUGCUAUGUGGGCCUAUACAUGUGUCUGAAAGUAUAUAUGUACACUCGCGGAAAGACCCACUCUGUCACCCAUAAUGCCAUAAUUGCUUGCGGUAGCGGCGUAGUAAAAAUUCAUUCAUAGACAUGUAAUUAUCGCUGUCUUACUUUUUCGUAUAGCGCUGUCGCGAUCACGAUGCGGAUAACAAAUUGCAACUAAUACAAAUGCAAUUCAAUUCAUUAUUCAAUCCAUGAAAUGCUCUCUGUCUUACUUUUGUGCGGCGGCCCGGAUUGGCGCGUCCGACGCGAAGGCGGGGCGUAGUGAAAACUACUGUAGAAAACCGUUCAAAGCAUUUUGUUCGCCAAGUGACAGAGCGCAAAAUUCCGCGAUAGUACCUAAUGCCCAUGACAUACAUAUCUCAUUGUUGGUCGCAAUUCUAGAUUAUGUUGUAUAUUUUUAUGUUUUAGGAGAAAUAUACAUAAAUACUACCUGUGUAUUAAUACAAGACAAAUCAUUUUACCUGGCAUUCUUUCUAAAGCUUCGAAUAAUUGACCUUAUGAUAUAAUUCAGACAAUUGUAUAUUAAAUAUUGAUAUUGAAUGAAGUGAUAAAUAUACUUUAUCAACUUCAUAUACUUCAUUCAAAAUCAUCCAAAACUAUCCAGCAAUCACCUUUCUUUAAAUUCAAAUUCCGUCUUAAGUUGUCUUAUUGGCUAUACUGUAUAUCCUAUACAGAAUUCCUUUUUAAUCUCUGCAUUCUUUUACUAUAGAUGUUCCAAUUUAGACUUUGGGCGUUGGACAUAAAGUUGAAAAUAUACACCCAAGAAAAGUUCAAAAAUAAUUUACCCACUAUAAAAGAUUAGGUCACCAAAGCUUAGAUAUUCUCUCUUGAAUAUUGGUAAAUAACUAUAUUAGGACUCCCUGUUUCUGGUGAUAGGAAUGAUGUGGACAAUUCGAGGUCCGGUUGGUUCAAAUCGUGAACAAGUUACUAUAAUGAACAAAUAAGUAUGACACCUAUAGCGUGAAUUUUGCUCGAAUGCGUUUUUUUACUAUUUAGUACAAUAUUACAUUCCUUUCAAAUAUGUGUGGUUGUAUGUUUCUACUUUAUUAUUUUAGGUAAGGUCACGUAUUUAUAAAUAUUAUUAUAUAUAAGUAUUCUUGUAUUUAUUGUUUUAAUCGUCAUUUAAUCAAUAAAUUGGUACUCCCCUGAAAAACUGUAAUAACUGCAAAUUUUGCAGAAUUCAGACAUUUGUAUAUUCAAUAUUGAUAUUGAAUGAAGUGAUAAAUAUACUUUAUCAACUUCUUAAACUUCAUUCAAAAUCAAAUUAAAAAGACAAAACUAUCCAACUACCUAUCACCUUUCUUUGAAUUUAAAUUCCGUCUUAUGUUGUCUUAUUGGCUAUACUGCUAUACUAUAUAUUGGCAUAUUCUUUGCUUACUUUGUGUUCGCUAACAAACAAGCUUUUGAUAAUGUGUGUGAAAAAUUAAUGAACACUAUUGGUAUUGUGCGAUAGUUUUGUUCGUAUACAUCAUAGGAAUUUACUUUAAUAGUAAUCAUAAUUAUUGUGAGCCUUAUUGCUAUGUAAUAAGAGUGCUUUUAGCUUCGAAUUAUAUCCUUAUAUCCACCGAUGUGAUCUUGAAUGUGUACUUUAAUAAAUUUCUCGUGACCUUCACCUUAAAACGUUGUUAUUUCUAUUGAAUAGUUGUUAUUGAAAGUGUGAUAGUACAGUUGACAACACAUGAAGCUUAACAGACCUGCCAAUAUCCAAAUGGGCCUUACCAUUUAGAACAUAAGGUUUAAAAUCGUUUACAAAAUUUGACAGUUGCUGGUUGUGUUGUUGACCGUAUUGUACUGUUGUCGUUGUGUUACGUGAGGCACGUCUUUGUGAAACGGCCUAACCCUUUAAAUUAUUAGUUUUUUAAAUAUAUUUUUAAUGUCAAGUUUCGGGUUAAAUGGUGUACUCGUUGUGUUUAUCGCGAUUAUGAAAGUAAACCGAAUAAAAUUUGGUUUUAAUACUGUUAUUCUGUUUCUAAACCGUCUUACUUUUGCUUUGAGAAUCUUAGAUUACUAACUUAUUCAUAAAUUUCCUUUUUUAAAGUUUGUUACAAAAAUUGUUUAAACUCAACUUUUUUGUAUGAAUUUAUGCAAAAAUAAUGUGAACCAUUUACUUAACCUGCACAUUUGUAAAAACCAAGUGUUUCGCAUAAGUCGACCUAUUUUUUCCAUGCUACAAGAAGCAAGCUUAAAAUCCAACAAAAGAAUACUCUUCUGACCCAGCAGACUCAGCUCGAAUAGUCGGAUCGGUGUACGCGAAUUUUUUUGUAAAAAGUACAGUUAAUGGGUUUUGCAUCAAAGGGUACGAAUCUUGAGUUUUUACUGCCUUUUUAUUUUCAUGGUUGUGAAAAACACGGAUAUAUCAUCACUUAUAGGGUCGGAUAUUGAAUGCAUACAACUAGUUGUAGAAUUAUAAUUUUAAUAAAGAAAUAGAAUAUUUA